Eupeodes corollae is the source of this 3087-nucleotide messenger RNA. RefSeq lists its product as uncharacterized. The record is from RefSeq and is a predicted model, not a curated record. The coding region runs from base 697 to 2226 and encodes 509 amino acids. The transcript is spliced from 10 exons. Gene Ontology annotation, molecular function: sodium channel regulator activity. Gene Ontology annotation, biological process: regulation of sodium ion transport. NCBI's taxonomy places the organism in Eukaryota, Metazoa, Arthropoda, Insecta, Diptera, Syrphidae.
CAUUCCAUUGUUGCAAGUUGUAGAAGCUCCUCAAUAAAGGACUUCACUUCGUCGCAUCGCGUCGCGAGUUUCACCUCAUCAUAUAUAUUUUCUGUUCACUUAUAUUUCGCAUUCUCAUGGUGUUAUAAGAUAAUUUUCAAAACUUAAAUUAAAGUCAUACAAAGUUCAGCAGCUAUAGCUUUAUAUUUGCAGUUACAAUUACAAAAGCACUUAUAUGUAUGUCGACCGUAAACGACAUCAAAGCCCCUCCCAACCCCACUCUACUUGGUCGUAAAAAAGAGAUAUCCUUUCAAAUGGCGUUUUAUUGAUACAAAUCUGAAUGUGGAGUUUUGUUGUUAGUUUUUGUUUUGUGGCCUCAAUGCAUAAAUAAAAGAAAAUACACGAAAAAAAAAAAUUGUCAUGGAAAUUUUUAAUUCGAGAAAUUUAAUUAUUUAGUUGUUAAAGUUUAACCUUAAUUCACAAAACGCAAAAUUUGCAAAACAAUAAACCCUUACUCUUCUUCUUGCCGUGUGAAGUAAAGAAUGUGGGUCCUUGUACCCUUCAAUUAGGUAAUUGUGUGCAGGCGUAGACCAUAAACCAUUUAGACAAAACAAAGCAGAAAUAGAAACAGAGAAAAAGACGCCAGUGGUGUCGAGAGUAGCGCUGAGGUCAACCGCAUAAGGACACCCUCAACAAACAUACCAACGAACAACAACAAUGGGUCGGAGAAAAAAUAAACCAAGACUUAUACCCGAACAGGAUAAGCGAAUCUGUGGAUCAAUAUGCUUCUGCCAGUUGACCAUGGUACUGUCAUGUGUUUCCAUUGUUUACCUCAGUGUUGCAGUUUACUCACCUUCCUUUCAAGCCUUCAAAUCGGGAUUCGAACCUGAUCCGGUAAUGUGCCAAACGGUCGAUAUACAAAUGCCAAAUAAUUGUCCAUGGGCCUCCUGUGGGGAAUGGUGUUUGACCAAGACGAGCGGCUUUUGUCCACAAAUUCAUUCGGUGGUGCGACGCAAUGGAACCGAUAUCCAACUCAACAACUGCACAAGGAUAACAACGACUUCAUGCCCGAUGAUCGACUUGCAAAAUUUAAAAAAAUUCAACUGCAACAAUGGAACAGCCUGCAACAACCUACGCGGUGUAUUCAACUGUUCAAAUGGACACUGCAAGAAUAUGUCAGAAUUUUUCCUAUGCCAUCACAAGGCUGACGGGCCCACACUCAAUUCUGAAAAGGACAACACAAAGCUAAACGGCUUCUUUGAAUGCAGAGGUAUUCAGUGUACGAAAAUAAAGAAGCCCUUCCUAUGUGACCGCUAUUGCUCCAAGAUAACUACAACAAAAAUUAAUGUCCUGCUGAUGCAAGACAACAAUCUUGUGACUGCGGAAUGUGAGCACGGAGUGGCAUUUAAUGAAGCCCGAGGCCCCAACAAGGGAGUCCGCAUACCACCCACCGAUUUCUGGAAAGAAGAUGAUGGCGAUUUGUUGGCAAAUUGUAUGACUGUAGCAAAAGAUGGCGACAAAAUUGUAGCUACCGACUGCCUUAAUGGAACACUUCUAGACCACGACAUUUUCCCACAUCCCUUCAUGAAUUUCACCCAAUUUUGGGAAAUUUACGACAAAAGCAACAAUAUUUUAGAUCCAGACCAGAGAUUUUUGCCAAAACAAGACAACCUUACAAUUUAUAGUUCGAAGAAAUUGUUCAUUAACCUGGAAGGAUGCGUGAAUACGCUUCGAGGGGAAUGUAAGGACUUUGUUGCUCGAUAUGGUAGUGAUGGUGAUAAUGAUACAGCCCAAUCAAGAUAUCAAUGUUUUUACAAUAAGGCCGAAUCAGUUCCUUUUGUGGUUGCACGAUUUGAUUUGGAUAAAACAUACAAGGAGCUACUGAUAGCACUCAUUCUUCCGAUUGUCCUGUUUGUUCUUUCAUCAAUCUCGCUGUGUAUUAUAACAAAUACAGUCAAGGUUGGUGAUGAUGCAAAGAUGCGAUGUGUUUGCUCAGCAGAUGAUUCAGAUGGAGAUGGAGCAAUGAGUAUGGGACUAAGAAACCAAAAUGGACGAUAUCAAGAUGAAGAUUGUCCGAUGGGAUUAGCAGAUUUGCCAGAGGACCAACCCACCGAUUCUCAUGAAAUGAUCGGAAGUACAAAAUCAUUAAUACCAAUAAGUCCUUGCGAGGAGACAGCCGAUAAUGCCUUCCACGAUGAAAAGUCAUCAAAGUGUGAUGCUCCAGAAAAACCAUUAGUGGUCAUUUAAUGAAAUUAAAAAUGCAAUUAAUAUGCGAACAAAACACACACACAUACUCAUCUUACUAUUAAAAUAUAUGUGUACAUAUAUGUUUGUAUUCCACACAUCUAACAAUAUUAUAUUAAAUGUUUUAUCUACAUACUUUCAUCUACCAUCUACAAACCUUCGACUUAAACUCUGGCUGGAAAAAAGGAUAUUCUAAAAAAACAAACUCUCCUUAACUGCCGUGUAGUGUACAAGGAUGUUAUAUGAAUCCAAAACUAAUAGCACCAACAACAAAAACAAAAACAACAGAAGCAGCAGAAAUAAAAACAGAAAUUAUAUACAAAAUUGUAUUACCUUACGAUACGAGUUACGUUAAAAGGUUAGAAUGGGAAGAGAGUCCUAGAGGUAUUCGUAUUAGGAAUGUAAAAUGGAUUAAGGACGGUAGUUUUUUUCUGUGAGGAGCCAACCAACUUGCUCCUAUCAGCAGUGCCCCAUAUAAAGGAGUCUUUUAAUUUCUCCAUUACUCUGGGCAAUUUAAUUGUGUUUAUAAUUUUAAAAAAAAUAUCAUCGCAUCACAUCGCCAUCGUAGCCAUCGGUUGGAUGAACAAAUGAGGCUCAACUCACUCGAGGAAUUACUUAUGUUUAUUGGAUCUUAUAAAUAUGUAAUACUAAAAGCAGUGUAAGCUUUAACAAACGGAAUUGUCUAAAAAAAUACUUUAAUAACUUCAUUAAGAGCAUUUAAGAAAAAACAAAUAUAAAUAUAUACUGUCAACUUCUCAUACUCGUAUGUAAUUUAUUUUUACAUUUUUAAUACUUUCCCACCGGAUGUAUAUUUUUCUUUAACUUUUACCAAACAAAAAAUUGGAUUUACACUUUUAUAUGUAU